UGUCAAUCGAGAGGAAAUACGCAAAUGUUCUUCGUCUUCCCCAAAAUGAGAAAAAUCUUAUUUUCUAAAACUUUUGCCAAAAUCAUAAAUUCCCUUACAACAAAUAGUUUAAGUAAAAUAGUGCAUUGAAGUGAAUUCUCUCAAGUUUUUAUAAUCACACUGGCGUGCAAUCUCGAAAUACACUUCUUUACGUGUUAGCACCAUGAACUGUUUGUGUUUGGUUUCUUGACCUGGGACAAAACAUCAUGUGUAAAUGUAAAUUCUAAGAUAAACACUGGAUAUUACCUAUAAAGUGUAAAUUUCGGCUCCUGCAAAGCAUCCAGAAAUGGAUUUGAAGUGUUUUAUUGGCAUGAGGCUGAUAGCUGCCUUUAUGUUAAUAAUAGUUAUUGUACAAGUCGAUUCAGCUGAAUCAGCAGUGGUAUCUCCACCAGCCACAACGAAAUGUGAAUUCUACAAUAGCAGUUGUGCAGCGAAUCCUGGCAGCUGUGACGAAGUCGCCGAAUGUGAAACGCCAGGUGAAAACAAAAGGAACCAUUGCUUUGUGCUAUGGUCGCUACAACCCGACGGAUCCAAGAAUGUUUCUCUAAAGGGUUGUUUCUUGAACGCUGAAGAUUGCUACGGCCAGAAAACUUGCGUAGAAACCAAUCACAGUCCGCGAAACAACAUAUUGUUUUGUUGCUGCGAAGGGGACAUGUGCAAUUCGAAUUUCACAUGGGAACCUGCCCCCACAGAACCUCCACCACCAAGUACUGCUAUUCCAACUAUAGAGGAAUCAAAUACGAUCUACUACAUUAUAAGUUCGUUAGUAGUUAUGUUUGUUUGUCUUACCACUGGUAUUGGAUUCUUCAUAUGGACUCGAAGGCAUAAGCAUUAUUUUAAUGGGUGGAGAGUAAGUGGCUACAAUCUUUUCAAGUUGCCAACAUCUGAUCCACAUCCAAUGCCGCCACCAUCCCCACAACUGGACUGCCGGCCUAUUCAACUAAUAGAAAUCAAGGCUAGAGGUCGUUUUGGUGCUGUAUGGAAAGCCAAGUUUAAGGCUGAGGAAAUUGCUGUUAAGAUAUUCCCUAUGCAAGACAAACAGUCAUGGCAAACUGAACAGGAAAUCUUUAAGCUACCCUACAUGGACCACCCCAAUAUUCUGCAGUAUAUUGGGGUAGAAAAGAAGAAUGAUAAUCUUCAAGCCGAACUUUGGUUGAUAACAGCUUACCAUGAGAAAGGCUCCCUUUGUGACUAUUUGAAAGCAAAUACUUUGACUUGGAAUGAACUUUGCCGAAUUGCUGAGAGUAUGGCCAGAGGUCUUAUGCAUCUACAUGAAGCCAUACCUGGAAAGGCACCAAACGAACUGGCCAAGCCCACCGUUGCCCAUCGCGAUUUUAAAAGCAAAAAUGUACUGCUUAAAAGUGACAUGACAGCUUGCAUUGCUGAUUUCGGACUUGCCAUUACAUUUGAAGCUGGAAAAUCUUGUGGAGAUACUCACGGACAAGUCGGCACAAGAAGAUACAUGGCUCCAGAAGUUUUAGAAGGUGCUAUAAACUUCACAUCAGACGCUUUUCUGAGAAUCGACAUGUACGCUUGUGGUCUUGUUUUAUGGGAAUUAGUUUCGAGAUGUAAAGCUCAAGAUGGACCGAUACCAGAAUAUCGAUUGCCAUUCGAAGAAGAAGUGGGUACACAUCCCACAUUAGAGGAUAUGCAAGAAAGUGUGGUACAAAACAAAGUUAGACCUGUGAUACAGGAACACUGGCGUCAUCAUGUCGGUAUAAUGGCCAUGUGCGACACAAUGGAAGAAUGCUGGGACCACGAUGCUGAAGCUAGACUGUCGGCGUCGUGUGUGCUGGAACGGGUGAUGGUACAGACCAGGUAUCAACCGCCAAUGAUCAAUUGGAGAAUCGAGAAUGAUUCUGACAUACUUCCGAGCGCACCACUGACAAAUGAUGGUAUAUAGAUACUUUGUUUGAUGAGAAUGGCUGAACAAAUCCGUACCUGUAUCAUUACAAUAGAGUACCUGCGCAAUAGCAGCUCGUGUCUUAGUUAUCACACUGGCCUACCUUCAAACAGUUACACAUACUCGUAAUAAGACAUACUUUUGUGCGUUUUUCAUUUUACAGCCAAUGUUUCUGCUUUCUGUACACAGAAUUACGGAUUAAGCACUAUAAUAGUGAUAUAUACUAAGGUGUCUUGGAAUGUAUUCAUGUGCCAGAAUGUUGUUGUAUCUAGGAAUUUUUGAACCUAUUUGGGAUGUUUUUUUUUUUUAUUAACACAUAUCUUAGUUCUGGUUUUGUGACGACAAUUUCGUUAAAUUGAAUGUGAUUAUUAAUUGUCACAAAACGAAAAUAUUUUCUUGUAUUAAGUCGAUAAAAGUAUUUUUAUUAAAUUUUUAAAUAACCUAAAUUAUAAGUGAAUUUUAUGUAGUAACAAAAAAUAUUUGUGUAAUGUAUUGUUUUAUAUGUAGGUAUCAUAUAAUCAACAUUAAUGGUUAUUGACAAAACAAAAAUAGUGUUAUUUUUUUAAAUAAAUUUUUGAAAAUACUUUAAAAAAACGUAGUUGCAAGCUUUCACUAUUCUACAGGGUGGGUCGUCCAGAAAACAAGCUUAAAAUAAGUGAUGGCUCUCUCUUAUAGAAUUAUUUAACUAAGAGGGUUAGAAUUUGCCAUUUGAAUGGCACACUGCUUACUGCAGUAAAUUUCAUUUUUUUUUUUUUGGAUUGAAUGGCAUUUGAUGACGGUUUUUGAAAAAACGUGUUACCUGUAGCAUUUUGAGAUAUCAUUCAAAGCAUCCCCAAAGCCACUGAAUAAUUUCUAAAAUUUCUACUUUACAUAGAAAAAAAAAAUCCCAGCGAUCUCUCCACUUUCUUCAAAGUGUUAAUAAAUUAAUAUUGAGUUAUGCAAUUUAGCAAAUCGAAUUUAACAGAAAAAUUUAAUUUUUCUGCUUCAAAUAUUGUUUUUGUUUGAAUUGUAAUCAAUUCUAUAAUAUCAAAUACACAUUUUUCAGUACCCUUUUAUCUGUGUAACCAAUAAAAUCGGGCGAUGUUGUGAAGAAGUGAUACACUUAAAAAAAAACAAGUUAUUUUGUGAGAGGUACGUGAUAGAAGGUAAAUUUAAUGCCGUCAUUAAUGUUUUAUUUUGAAAUUUUCUUUUUUUUACUAUUUUUAGAUAGAUUUUUGUUAUCCAGUGUCUCCUUUUGAUUGUGCCAACUAGGAAAUAUUUUCUAUAGCCAUAUUGUUGCCGUUUAACUAACUAGAUAAGUAAAAAAUCCUUAACAUUAAGGUUUAAUUGAUAUUUUUUUUAUAAAACUAUUAGAAUAAGAAAGCUUGAGUAUGAUUUGGUUUUCAGAUGUGAACUGUAGAAUUUGGAAAUGGUUUUUUUUUUUUUUUUGUAGAAAUCAUAUUUGAGUUAUUCUGAAUGUGUAGGUUAAUCACAGUUGUGAAAAAUAGGUACCGGGUGUCAAAUUAUAAAGUAUCGCCCCCUGUAACUUUUUUAUGUAUGAUCAAAAAUAAAAAAGUUUUAACUUGACACCCUGUGUACAUUGCUAAAAGGACAUAAAUUAAUUUUUUGUCAAUAUUUGUAUGAAAUAUUGCACAAUUCAUAUUUAAGCCUAUUUUUAUCAAUAUAUUUUAAUUUCACUAUUUAUUACUUUCGGUGAUCAAGGCGCAAUGAAUAAUUUAGUUAUUGUGUCUUAUUACUCAAUACUUAUUGGAUACUUUCUUAUUGAAUUUGCACAGAUAACUAUGGUACUUUUAAGUAAAUCACAAAUUCCUAUUGUGAACAAAGAAUCAAAUGACAGCAGAAAAGACUCAAUCUUUUUGUAUGCUUUAUUGUUAUUAUGAUUCACAUGCAGCUGAACUUUGGAAAAAUAAUUUCUUUCAAUUUUUAUGCUUAUUUUUCUUAGUAACUAUUGAACAUAUAAAACUCAAUUAAAAUUGUCUUAUUAACCCUUUUGUUGACAAUAAUCUUGAUUUGUCGGAGUUUCAUUGUUCAUCUAUUGCACAUGUAAUUUUUUAAAAACACAAUAACUAAAUUUGAUUGAUUUGAUUUGAAAUUGAUUUUAAAAUAAUCCCUCAGGACAACUACAAUACUAUUUCCAAACAUUUUUAUUUAUUUCUAUUUUCCUUAAAAUCUUCUACCUCCGCUAUUAUACAAAUACAAAUUAAUGAAAGCAUUAUUAUUAUUUUAAUUAAAAUUUAACAUAUCAAAGGGUUAUACAUUUGAAUGUAAUUUUGUUCGACUUAUAGUAAGUAGUACUUGAUCCCGGUGACAUAAAAAUCCUACAUAAUCGAAUAUGAGAGUAAUUGGUGAUGAAUUCAAUGAGAAAUGUUUUCAUAGAAAACGAAUUGGAGGCCUUAUUUUUAGUAAUUAUUUUUAAACACAUUGAUUUGAAAAUGUCGACUUGUCAAGCACCACUUUUUUUUUCCUGAAUAAUUUUCCAUCCGUUGUUAAACCAAAGCCUUCUGAACAAACAUGUAAUACCUACAGGUUGUAGGAUACUACAUCUGUGCUUCUGAGCCAUUUUAGUGAAACAAACUUUGGUUGAUUCAUCAAUAUUUAAAGAUCGGUACUUGAUAAUUCACUAAGGUAUGAUCACAAUCAACGGUAAUAUUACCACAUCUGCUAUCUUCAAAUUAAUUUGGCCUAUAAGAUGAGAUAAUAAUCAACCCCUCAACUUUUUCACUAGCAGACAGUGGUGAUUUAUACAUAAAAAUAAAUACUCAAUAAGAUUGUUAUAUACAUUAUAUUCUCUAUAAAUUCCAUGAGGAGUCGUUCUGUACUUACUGUAAUUACAUUAGCUUCUGGUGGGAUAACCAGGCCUUCAAUUCAUUUUUCAUGAAAAGAUUUUCUAUCAAAUUAGCCAAAAGUGCAAAUGAAAGGUUUUAUGUAACCGCCUCCUCGCCUAUUAGAAUUAGAAACAUGUACAGAAUUAUAAAAAAUAAUAAUUUACCCUUUUAUUUAUACAUAUCAGGACACGAUUUUGAAAUAUGUUAGAUUUACUUCAGUUGUGAAUGAUGGACCUACAAGCGCAUAUAACUUGCGAAUACAUAAUUUAUUUUUGACUUUUUUGGCGGUGUGUAGUCCAUUAUUUUUCUAUUUCAAAUUAUAUACAUUUUGUUUCAAUUUGUUAAGUUAUUGCAUAAGGUUUGAUCGUAAGCACAUAUUAAAAUUUAAUGUUUGAAUUUGUUUUAUAAUUCAAUAAUGGAAUUUAUGACAGCUAAUGUGUUUUUUGUCACAUUAAAUUUCAGUUUUGUUAUUAUUCGAGUUCUCUCUUGCUACAAAUACAUUUGGAGGAACAUAUUUUUUAGGAUUCAGACUUCUGCUCUUCGAUCAAUGAUUCAUUCAAAGAUAAAAACAAUUGACAUAGAAAUAGAUAACUUUUUAGAAGCUAUUACAUAUAAAAUUAUAAGAAAAUAUGUAUCUUAAAAUAGACUGAGGGCUAGGGACAGUUUCAUUUACAGUAUGUAUUUCAGCUAGGCAUCAUUUUAUAUGUAUUAAACCCUCUAUGUAACCCAGGAUGCAUAGAGAAUAAAUGAUUGAAGCAACAUUAUUCUUACAUUCACUGACAAUACAUCAGUCGGUGUGGAACAGACACAAGCUUUGCUGAAAUACCACAAAAACGUAGCUAGCUCUUAUACCCAAAUAACUAUAAUCUGUUAAACUUUGAUAUUUUUUUAAAAACACCAAUUAUGAUAAACCUUUUUAAUGCAAAUAUAUAAGAUUGCCCAGGUUGUUUUGAGUAUGGUAAAAUAUUCUUGCCAUAUUAUAUAUUUGACGCAUUUUUAUGCCAACGACUUCAUUGAUUUUUUGUCAGUUUUGUCUUUCAACUGCAAACUUGUUAAAUACGUACAAUGUCCAUAGAUAAUUUGGUCACACGUGAAAAAUUAUAUUUUUUAUAUAAAAGAAACUUUUUGUAUCUUCUCAAUCUAGAGUUUUUUAAUACGAUGUAGUACUUUUUUUAUUUGUAUAUAACUUGUAGUUGAAUACUUUUUAUUGUUGUAUUAAUAUUUUUAAAUAAAACUAUUACUUAAGUA
Molecule: messenger RNA, 6015 nt
Organism: Ceutorhynchus assimilis (cabbage seed weevil)
Lineage: Eukaryota; Metazoa; Arthropoda; Insecta; Coleoptera; Curculionidae
Source: the annotation of a GenBank genome assembly